AUGCACAUCUUUAGUGAUCAGACAUGGCGUGGACGACAAGGAUCGAUUUUGCAUGACAGUAUUUAUAAUGGUGAGAUGAUCGAUGCCCGGUAUGAUCGUCCCGAUUGGUCUACAGUCGAUUUUCACGAUCGACUGUCUCUCUGGCUUACACCUGAGAUAAUGCCGUCGCCAAUCAAUACGACAUCGAAAGGACAAUAUACGUUUCAAGAUAUGCCACCAAUACGUGUCGGAGAUGACGCUUUACAUUUUGAAAUCGAUACAUCAUCAAUAAGUAUGGAUGGAAUACAAGGUGCAUCACUCUACAACGGUGGGGUUUUGAGGCCAAUUAGUGUAUCGACACCGGUGUCGGGCGUUCAUAUAUUUGAUCUAGGGCAAAAUAUGGUUGGCUGGUGCCGUAUUCGAUUUCAUGGUUCACGUGGUAUUAGUGUUCAAGUUCGUCACGCCGAAAUCUUAACCCAACCGGUAAUUUCGACCGGAAAAUCAUCUGAGCAGCUCUAUGUAGAAAAUCUUCGCAGUGCAACACAAACUGACACGUACAUACUGCGAGGUGAUCCCAAUGGUGAAUUGUAUGAGCCACGAUUUACUGUGCAUGGUUUUCGUUAUGUAUCAGUUUUUGGUUCACCAAAUCCAUUAGCAAUCAAUGAUAUUGAAUGUUUUGUUGUUCAUAGCGAGACAACCCUCAUAGGAUAUUUCUCGUCUAGCAAUACAGUUAUCAACCAAAUUCAACAUAAUAUUCAAUGGGGUCAGUUGAAUAACUUAAUGUCAAUACCUACUGAUUGUCCACAGCGUGAUGAACGGAAAGGAUGGUUAGGUGAUGCAGCGCUAUCAAUCGAUGAAGCAUUGUACAAUUUUGAUUUGAUGAGAUUCUAUGUUAAUUUUCUGAAUUUAAUUGUUGACAUUCAACAUACCGAUGGUUCAAUUCCAGACACGGUUCCAUUUACAUCUGGAAGUUAUCCAUCUGAUCCCAAUUGGGGUACUGCUCUACCGACAAUCGUAUGGCAAUUGUAUCGUCAUUAUCAUGAUCGUGAUGUACUUCAAAAUUACUAUAAAAGCAUUCGCGCAUAUAUCGAAUCCGUUCGUGCGGGUUAUAAUGAAACAGGUUUGAUUAAACUGGAUUAUCAUUACGGAGAUUGGGUUCCACCACCACCACAGUCAAUGACUGAUGUACAUUUGAUUUCUUCGUAUGCUUUUCUGCAUGAUAUCUUUGUUCUGAUUAACAUUUCUCAAAUUCUUGGUAUGAACGAAGAUGCGAAGAUCUAUUCCGAUCUGUAUCAGCAGUUAGCAGAAGAAUUCCAUCGUGUAUUUUACACAUCAACAGCGGGUUAUUAUGCGGAUGGUAUGCAGGCAGCACAGAUUCUUGCAUUAGCUUUACCAAAUGUCGUACCGAUUGAUAUAAGAGAACAUGUUGUUCAAUAUCUUGUUAAAAAUAUUCAUGAUCAAGGAAAACAUCUCACGACUGGAAUUAUUUCAACUGCUCAAUUAUUUCGUGUUCUAUCCGACAAUGGGUAUCACGACUUAAGCUUAGAAUUGAUUUCGUCGAUAUCCUAUCCAUCUUAUGGAUAUAUGUUCAAUAAUCCGUACGAAAAUGCAACGACUCUAUGGGAACUCUGGGAUGCACCAUUCGAAGGAGCAGGAAUGAACUCACGAAAUCAUAUCAUGUUCGGCAGCGUUGGCAGCUGGUUCUAUUCACAUUUAGUUGGAAUCGAUUAUCAAUCAGAUUUGAUUAUCAUCCGACCACGCAUGGUAUCUGAAAGAAAGAAAUACCUUCUAGAUCGAGUUGCUUGUCAAUUGAGUACAUUGUAUGGACUGAUCCAUAUUUCAUAUACACGGAACGAGAAUGACACAUUUGCUAAUUCCAUUUUACUUCGAAUUACCAUUCCAUCGAAUACGAGAUCAAAACUAAUAUUUGAACCGCUAUUUCCCCAUGCUCGAUGUGUCAUGUUGACCGAAGGCGACCGAGUUAUUUGGCACGAUGCACUGGAUGCAGUAGUGGAUAAAGACGAAACUGUGUUCUAUGAUUCUAAUAAGCAACUGCUGACUGUGCAAACCAAUUCAGGACAUUAUGAAUAUCAAGCAUUCUGGAUUUAA
Messenger RNA from Adineta ricciae, 2088 nucleotides. NCBI's taxonomy places the organism in Eukaryota, Metazoa, Rotifera, Eurotatoria, Adinetida, Adinetidae. The record is from the annotation of a GenBank genome assembly.